AUGCACCGUACCUAUUCUAUGCGCCAGACGCGCGCUCCGACCGCCUCGCAGGUCGAAAACCCCGCUCCUCCUCUGUCUACGACUAAGUCGAACCGCUGGCUAGGAAAGGGUGGCUUGGGCCAUGCAUUCCGUAAGAACGCCGCGGGUGCCUUCGGCCCCGAUCUGUCGCGCAAGCUGUCCCAGUUAGUGAAGAUGGAGAAGAACACUAUGCGCAGUAUGGAGCUUGUCGCUCGCGAGCGCAUGGAAGUCGCGCAACAACUCUCCAUCUGGGGUGAGGCCUGCGACGAGGAUGUGUCGGAUGUCACCGAUAAGCUUGGUGUCCUGAUCUACGAGAUUGGUGAGCUGGAGGACAUGUUCGUCGACCGAUACGACCAAUACCGUGUCACCAUUAAGAGCAUCCGUAACAUUGAGGCCUCUGUACAGCCCAGCCGAGACCGCAAGCAGAAGAUCACCGAUGAGAUUGCCAAGCUCAAGUAUAAGGACCCCAACUCUCCCCGCAUCGUCGUUUUGGAGCAGGAACUUGUUCGCGCCGAAGCCGAGUCUCUGGUCGCCGAGGCCCAGCUGUCAAACAUCACCCGUGAGAAGGUCAAGGCCGCUUUCCAAUACCAAUUCGAUGCCCUGCGUGAGCACUGCGAGAAGGUCGCCAUCAUCGCCGGCUACGGCAAGCACCUUCUCGACCUGGUCGAUGACACCCCCGUGACUCCCGGUGAGACCCGCCAGGCAUACGACGGUUACGACGCCAGCAAGGCCAUCAUCCAGGACUGCGAGGAUGCCCUCAGCAGCUGGGUUUCCAACAAGUCAGUCGUCAAGUCCAGUCUCUCCCAGCGCUCGAACACCCUCUCUCAGCGCCACCGUCAAAACCGCCAAAACCGCGACGGCAUUGAUUUGUCCCAGCAAGAUGCUCCUAUGACCGGAGACCGCGACUCCUGGUUGCCCGCCGACCAACACCCCAACUACGAGGAUGGUGAGGAUGGAGUGAGCACCUUGGAAGGUGAGAUCCGUGGUCGUGAAGAAGAGCGGGAGCCAAUUGCUGCUUAA
Messenger RNA from Penicillium angulare, 1038 nucleotides. Its product is annotated as Eisosome component PIL1/LSP1 family protein. NCBI's taxonomy places the organism in Eukaryota, Fungi, Ascomycota, Eurotiomycetes, Eurotiales, Aspergillaceae. Gene Ontology annotation, cellular component: plasma membrane; eisosome filament. Gene Ontology annotation, biological process: negative regulation of protein kinase activity; endocytosis; eisosome assembly. The record is from RefSeq and is a predicted model, not a curated record. Gene Ontology annotation, molecular function: lipid binding. Bases 1 to 1038 code for a protein of 345 amino acids. The transcript has 4 exons.